Molecule: messenger RNA, 2718 nt
Organism: Paramecium tetraurelia
Lineage: Eukaryota; Ciliophora; Oligohymenophorea; Peniculida; Parameciidae
Exons: 3
Cellular component (GO): intracellular membrane-bounded organelle; cytosol; membrane
Molecular function (GO): sterol binding
Source: RefSeq, a predicted model, not a curated record
AUGUUUGAAGAAUUUUACUAGAAAUAUCUAAUCAUAGGUUCAAAUGUACCUGAAGCUCAAAGACAGAAAUUGAACUUCCUGAUAUUUGCAAUUAAGAAUCACUCAAACAAUGAGAUUGAAAUAAAUCCUGAAAAUUAUCCUGAUCUUGAUAUAGAUGAAAUCCAAGGAUUGUUUAAUUUACCAGUCGAGGCUUAAAAGAGCAUGUUCUGUUCAGUUUUUAAAAGUUUAGAAUUAGAAGAUGAAUCAAAGAUUAUGGGUGAAUUAAAUGUGAAAGGAGAGACAUUAGGAAUUUGGAGAUCUAAAAAAUUAGAAUUGAAUUUAACCCAUAAAAAGUUAAUUGUACCUAGAAAAGAAGGUGAUAUAGAAUUAUAAUUAUCAAAAUAUGGAAUAAUGUGGGUAGGGUAAAAAAAGACCAAAAGUUCCCAUUACUGUUUUAUUCUAAUCGCACACAAUCAAGCAAUAUAUGAUCAUUAUAAGUAAUUGAUAAUGGGAUCAGAUGAUGAAGAAUAUGCAAAGAAAUGGUUUAAUCUUUUGAGUGGAAUUUGUGAUACAAAACCUAUCCAACCAAGAAGGAUGAGUGUUGAAUUUACAUAAUAAACAGUAUCCAUUUCCCCUUUGAAUAAAUCUGAUCAAUUGGAUUUGAGCAAAAGUGAUAAUCUUAACAACAAUUGGUUAGAAUUUAAAUCAUCCAAUAAUAAAGAUAUGCAAAGAAUUUCAGAAUAACCUGAAUCUCCUGAUAAUUUAAAAAGGACCAAGUAAGAGUUUCUUACAAAUUUAAAACAAGAGGAAAAACCCAACUUCUAAGUCUUUAUUCCAUAAAUUGAAUAAGCUCAUAAAGUACCUGCAUAUUUAUCUGACAUGACUGUAGAUAAAUUUAAGUAAGGAGAAUUUUAUAGAGUAGGGAACAAUGUUUAUAAAAGUGUAUCCAAAAAGGGAUUAUACCAAGUUCAAAUUAUUUUAGAACAUGAUAUUGAAAUAGUUCGACAUUUUCUGUAUGAAGGCUUAGGGUUUAAUAAAUUCAUUUCAACGGAAUGGACAAUGUUUGAUUAUUAAGAUUACAAGGUUGUGGAUCAGAUUAGAAUCAAAUCAAUUUUUGGAUUUGAGAAGACAUAAUAAUUGUAUAUAAUGAGAUACAAGGCAACUGAUUGUGUUAUAGAAAAAUAACUCAAUUCAGUAAAUCCAAUUUAUUCAAUUGCCAAAUUGUUCAGGAAAUCAAUUUAAAAGUGUUCCUUUGGUGGAAUUUAGAGAGGAAACCAAAAUUAUUCAACUGAUUCGAUGCCUCAAUAAACAAUAAUUUAGAUCAUAUACCAACUUGAUGAUAAUGUUUUCUUUGAUUCUUAAAAUAUCUCCUUUAUGGAAUAAUAUAAUUAUUUGGCAGAUCACAUUGAUUACGUCAUAAAUUUUAGAGACCUACACUUUGAAUAAAAAUAAUUAUAAACAGUAGUAUCUUUGUCAAAUCACUCAGAGGAUCUAUUUGUCUAACAAUUCAACCAAUCAAUAGAAUUAUAAAACACAGUUCCCAACAAUUUAAUGGAGCUUUUAGAAUUUGUUUAAAAUAAUAAACACUGGGAUGUUUGUUUGAACAAGGAAUUUCAAAUAGAGCCAAUGAAAGUAGAACCUAAAUUUCAGAAAUCUACAUCAGAAGGGCAUUUCUUACUAAAAAACUAUUGGAAAGUGGAUGAAAACCAAGGAGGUUUGUUAUAUGUUGAUUAGGUUGGAUUAAGAGAAUAAAAGAAAGUAUUUUCUUAUUUACUGUCAUAAAUAGGAUCAAAUUUAGCUACUGGAAAAUCAAUAACAAACAUUAGCUUACCAGUUUAUGUAUUCGAAAAAUAAAGUAAUCUUUAGAGAUAUGCCAAUUCUCUUACUUACUUAUAAUAUUUAGAUGAGGCAGUCUCAAAGGAUUAUCUAUUUCAAAUUAAAAACUUCUUGCCCUAUGGGUAUGGCACAAUCAUACUAUAUUUGAACAUGUGGAAACCAUUUAAUCCUAUUCUUGGAGAAACAUACUCAGGAUUUAUAAAUGGUUGUCCUAUUUACGCAGAGUAGGUGUCACAUCACCCACCAAUAAGCAAUUUAUUGAUUUAUGGAAAAGGAUACAGAGUGAAUCAUCGUCUAAGUACGAUAGCAAGUAUUUCGGCUAAUUCAGUCAAUGGAAUCAAUUAAGGAUAUACAAAAGUGUAUUUUUAUGAGACUAAAAACGAACUUAUCUUCUUGCCUUGUUCUGGCCUAUACACCGGAACAUUGUAUGGGGAUAAACUAUUCUAGAUGGUGGGGAAAUUCCAUGUUAUUAAUUUGAAACACAAAUUAGUAGCAGAAAUUAAAUUGAAUCCAUAUCCAGGUUCCAUUUGGAAAAAAAGGAGAGAACAUUUAGAUGAUUAUUAUGAGGGUUGCAUCUAUGAAGUGAAUGAUGAUUUUGUUAAGAGAUUCCAAAAAGAUGGAUACUUGAAAUUCAAGGAAUUGAAAUAGAAUGAAAUUAUUAGGGAAAUUUCUAAAAUUAAUGGAGUUUGGCAUAAAAAUAUGUAUAUAGACAAUAAAGAAAUAUGGAAUAUUAAUACAGAACCUUACGUAUUAGAAGAUGAAGAACAUCCCUUACCAUCAGAUUCCAAUUUUAGGGUAGAUUUAAUUGCAUGGAAGACUGGAAAUUUUGAUUUAGCUAUGAAGAUGAAGACAAAUAUGGAGGAGGCAUAAAGAGCUGAUGCUAAAUUAAGAAAAAAACGUUGA